GGAGGGCCGACGAGGGACCGGGAAGGGCGCCCGCGGUCCCGAGGAGCCCGGCGGAGCCCUCCAGGCUGCUAAAUUGGAUAUCACAGUACAAGCCUCGGGGUCCCAAUGGGGGACUCAGGAUCAAGACGAUCUACCCUGGUUUCCCGGUUGCCAAUAUUUAGAAGAAGUGUUAGCAGAAGACAUGAUUCUCUUCCUUCUUCACCCUCAUCUAGCAAUACCAUUGGUGUUCAUAGCUCCUCUCCUUCCAGCACAAACUCUAGCUCAGGCAGCACAGGGAAACGCAGGAGCAUAUUCCGCGCGCCUUCUAUCAGCUUCCACCAUAAGAAGGGGAGUGAACGUAAGCAAGAACCUAUGGACCAAAGCCUUAGUAUUUUCAAUGGUGCUCAACCAAGUCAGAGCAAUAUGCAGAAACUGAAUUUGGAAGAACAAGUUAAAACUAGGGGAAGACACUCUUUGGGUUUUAGUAGUUCACAGCAUAAGAAGAUAACAAGGUCAUUGACAGAGGAUUUUGAAAGGGUAAAGGAGCCAUCAACUAACAAGAAUGUCUUUAUUAAUUGUCUAAGUUCUGAUAAAAGUGAGGGGGAGGAUUCUGGAUUCACAGAACAAACUCGCUAUUCUGUUAAACAUUCAACCAGGAGGUUACUUCCUAAGUCCUUUUCAUCUCACUAUAAGUUUUCCAAGCCAGUUUCGCAGAACCAAACUACUUCAUUGGUACCACAGUCUGGAUUCUCCCUGGAAAUCACACAGUACAAAGAGAGAGAGCCCAGUUUAGCAAGAACUUCUCCAUCUUACUCUGUGGAUGUAACAGAACGGGUAGGAAGUUCUUUACAAUCUCCUUUGCCUUCUGCUGAUCUUACCACAGCUCAAACACCCUCAGAAUUUUUAGCUUUGACUGAAGAUUCUACGUCUGAGGCAGAUGUAUUUCCUAAAAGUGGCAGUAUGGCAUCCCACUGUGAUAAUUUUGGCCACAGUGAUUCUACCUCUCAGAUCUCUCCCAGUCCUGCUGCUGUUACAAAGUUAAAAAGGGAACUUACAGAAGCUGUGUCCUGUGCAAUUAUGUCUCCUGGGAAAUACAGCUUAGAAGGUCAUUGUAGCCUUGAAUCCCAUUCCUUGCCAGAAACCUCUGCUGCUAGCCAGAAGGAAGUGUUACUGCAAAUUACUGAGCUGUCUGUUCAGGAUGUGAGCACCUCAGAGACUUAUCUACCAUCUGGUCCUCAAAGAGAAGAAAGUACCAUAUUACAGAAUGGCGAGCCUGUGCUGAGGACUAGCUCUCCGAGGAAGCUUAGAUCUUAUGAUCAGCAUAGAUCAUUAACUGGCCAUGUCAAAGGAAUCCAUCCUAUUUCAGAUUCAAUAAUCCCCUGUUCUGCAGAUCAUCAUGUUUUUAACAAAACAUUCUCUGGAUAUGAAGAAAAUUCUGCCAAAGUUCUUGCCAGAAGCUUCAGUCCAUAUCGUGAGGGAAGAUUUAUAGAAAGGCGGCUAAGAUCCUCAUCAGAAGGGACAGCUGGGAGCAGCAGAAUGACUCUGAAACCAAAAGAUGGACAUAUUGAAGAAGGAAAUAGCUUAAGGAAGCAAAAAGCUGCCUCUUCUUCCUCAAAAAUGAACAGUAUGGAUGUUUUGAAUAAUCUGGGAUCUUGUGAAUUAGAUGAAGAUGAUCUAAUGCUUGACUUAGAGUUUUUAGAGGAACAGAGUCUUCAUCCUCCAGUUUGCCGAGAGGAUUCACACAACUCUGUGGUUUCCUGUGCUGCUGUAGUUCUUGCUCCAGUGGAAUCAGCAUUAGAAAUGAAGAAAAGAGAAGAUCCAAAAUUUCCUGAGCCUUCCAAACAGAACCUUUCUCUGAAGUUAACAAAAGAUGUUCAUCCAGAUGCCAGGUGUCCCCAUAUUAGCUGCAUGCCCAGCAGUCCUUCUGUAGAUUGGCCUCUGCCAAGUGUGGAGGAGAACGGAAACAUCGACCCUUUGCCAUUCAGAAUGAUGCUUCAGGACUGCACAGCAGUGAAGACGCUGUUACUAAAGAUGAAGAGAGUGCUUCAGGAGAGUGACAUGAGUCCAGCAAGCAGCACUCUCUCGCUUCCUGUCAGUCCUUUGACUGAAGAGCCAGCACCUUUCAAGGAUGUAAUGAAAGAUGAAUGCUCUAUAUUGAAGCUACAGCUGAAGGAGAGGGAUGAACUCAUUUCCCAACUUCAAGAAGAACUGGAAAAACUCCGUCAUUUACAGAAGGCUUUUGCUUCAAGAGUAGAUAAAUCCACACAGACUGAACUUCUGGGCUGUGAUGGUUUAAGCUUUAAAAGACUGGAGACAGUACAAGGGAGAGAGGUUACUUACCGAAAUCGAAUUGUGAACCAAAGUCUCAGCAUAAGGGACAGAAACUCAAUGCAUACUCCCACCGAGGACCGCUAUAGAUGCUCAGCAGCUGAACAGACAAGCCCCUACAACAAGACCUAUCAACUCUCAAGUCUAUGUUUAAGUAAUUUCUUAAAAGACAAGGAAUUUACAGAAGCUAUCAAACACUCAAGGGGAACUUGUGAAAUGCUCACUUCAGAUGUGACACAAAACUUGCGGACUCUUGGCCAAAGUGCUCUGAAACCUGCAGCUAAGAUGGAAGGACUCCCCAUGUUUUCAGAGAAACCAAAGGACACAGCUGCUGUGCCCCGACAGCAUUCAACCUUCACAGGCAGGUUUGGACAGCCACCCAGAGGACCCAUUUCCUUGCACAUGUACAGCAGAAAGAAUGUUUUUCUCCAUCACACUUUACACACCACUGAGCUCCAGACCCUGGGGCAGCAAGAUGGGUGAUCAGAGCUUCUAUUCCUAAGUAGAAUAAGUAAGCUUCAUGGUUAUCAAGUAUAUCUAUUAUUAAAAUUGUCAUGUACAUUUGAAGAAUUUAUUUUUAGUCAUAAACAAAGACUUGCAGGAUUUUAUUUUGUUUUUAAGAAUGAGGGUUAGAGCAUGUUAAUUGCAUUUGGCUGAAUUACCUUG
Molecule: messenger RNA, 2973 nt
Organism: Jaculus jaculus (lesser Egyptian jerboa)
Lineage: Eukaryota; Metazoa; Chordata; Mammalia; Rodentia; Dipodidae
Gene: Ccser1
Product: coiled-coil serine rich protein 1
Exons: 11
Coding region: 106-2790 (894 amino acids)
Source: RefSeq, a predicted model, not a curated record